AAAAAGUCUAAAAAAUAUAAAAAUGAAAGGUAUAAAAGGAGGUCGAGUGAGCAACUAGGGUUUCACAUCGCCGUUGGGUAACAUUUCAUCUCCAGAGCGCGAUCGAACUCGGAGGAGGAAGAAGAAGCAGCCGCCAAAAUGCCUUCACACAAGACAUUCAUCAUCAAGAAGAAGCUCGCCAAGAAGCAGAGGCAGAACAGACCCAUCCCUUACUGGAUCCGCAUGAGAACCGACAACACCAUCAGGUAUAACGCUAAGCGUCGUCACUGGCGCCGUACCAAGCUUGGAUUCUGAGGUUCUAUGGUUACUUGGUUUAGUUUUUUGUUUUCCUUUCAAAGAGACAACUUUUGUUUUCGAGUUUUUAAUGUUUUGAUUAUUACUCUUUAUUGAGAUCAGUGUUUGUUAUGUAAGGAAGUAGUCGUGGUUUUUAACCACGAUUUAACUUAUUCAGUGAUUAUGAUAAUUUGACUCAUGGUUUUA
Messenger RNA from Lathyrus oleraceus (garden pea), 480 nucleotides. RefSeq names its product 60S ribosomal protein L39. The record is from RefSeq and is a predicted model, not a curated record. NCBI's taxonomy places the organism in Eukaryota, Viridiplantae, Streptophyta, Magnoliopsida, Fabales, Fabaceae. Gene Ontology annotation, molecular function: structural constituent of ribosome. Gene Ontology annotation, biological process: translation. Gene Ontology annotation, cellular component: ribosome; cytosolic large ribosomal subunit. The transcript is spliced from 3 exons. The coding region runs from base 139 to 294 and encodes 51 amino acids.